AUACACGGGGGCAAUUGAUCGUGGGGAAUCGCUGCAACUGCAACAGCGAUUCGAGGGGAGGGAUGGUGGAUCACAACGCGCUCGUGGAGGAGGCGGCGCGGCUGGCGGAGGCUGCCCGAGAGCUCCAGGACGCUGCCGCCGCCCUCAUUUCCAGGACCGGGAACGAGGAGCAAUCCCUGCGCCAGCGCACCCUGGCCCUCGAAUCCGACCUUCGGAGGAUCCAGGCGUCGCUCGACUCCGUCGCCAAGAAGAAGUGUGGUCCUGGCGGCGGAGGAUGCAUCGAUCCCAAGAUCGCUGAGAAGGUUGAUGAAGAGUUGUGCAGGGCAAGAUGUCUUAUCGUCGAUGGUGACAUCGCAUCGCUACUUCCCAGCAAAGCUCAUGGUCUGUUCUUGAAGAGUUUUCUUGGCCCUCUCAAUGUACGAGCAACAAGGAAGGAUGUGCAGCUGAAAGUGAAGGAGGAGUAUAAUAGCUAUAGGGACAGAACCGCCUUCUUAUUUCUUGUAUUUCCAUCCACUUUGCUUUUUUUGCGAUCGUGGGUUUGGGAUGAAUGCAUUCCACCCUUGCCUGUCCAACUAUAUCAGGCUUGGCUGUUAUAUCUCUACACAACUUUAGCCUUGCGGGAGAACAUAUUGCGAGUAAAUGGAAGCGAUAUUCGUCCUUGGUGGAUUUACCAUCAUUAUUGUGCCAUGUUGAUGGCUAUUAUUAGUCUCACAUGGGAAAUAAAGAGACAACCUGAUUGUGCUUAUAAGCAGAGAGGAGUGCAACUAUUCCUGGUGUGGGCCAUGAUGCAAGGUGUUUCCAUGCUGUUACAGAACAGAUAUCAACGGCAAAGGCUAUAUACUCGCAUUGCAUUGGGCAAGGCAAAAAGAAUGGAUGUUGUAUGGGGAGAAACUGCUGGUGUUGAAGGUCAGCUCCUACUGUUAUGCCCCAUCCUUUUCAUUUUGCAGGGAUUUGAAGCAUUUGUCGGCUUGUUACUGCUACGGACAGCUAUUGUUGGUGUGAUCCAGGAGUGGCAGGUUAUCGUCUGUGGAAUAUUGCUUGUUCUGAUGGCAAUAGGUAAUUUCGCAAACACACUGCAGACGCUUAUGGCUAAAUCAAGAUUCAAAGCGAAGAUGAAAAGAACAAAGAGCAAGCAGGACUUAUGAUCAUGAAUUCACUCAAAAGGCAUCGUUACCCAGAAAAUGCUCGAGCUCACACCAUCUUUUGAAACCGCUGCCAUGUGACAAAAUGUCAAAGCAUGUGCAGAAUGAAAUGCUGUGUGUACAGAUCGGUCUGGUGCCAUAUUAGUUUAUCGAACAAUGCCUCAUCAUAAAGGUUUCGUGUGGUUCUGCUCAAUUAAGUCGCUUGUUCUUGCGAGAUCGUUAAUGUUUUGUUUUGUUGUUGUUGUACUACAAAUGUGAAAUCUGAGAGAAUUGUGAGACUUAAAGAUGGAAUAAGGUCUGAUCCAGUUGAAUUCUUCUAUACGA
This is a messenger RNA of Zingiber officinale, 1466 nucleotides long. Its product is annotated as transmembrane protein 120 homolog. Bases 63 to 1145 code for a protein of 360 amino acids. The transcript has 10 exons. NCBI's taxonomy places the organism in Eukaryota, Viridiplantae, Streptophyta, Magnoliopsida, Zingiberales, Zingiberaceae. Gene Ontology annotation, cellular component: membrane. The record is from RefSeq and is a predicted model, not a curated record.